AUGGCAGCAGCAGUGUCGGCUCGUGAGGAGAAUGUUUACAUGGCCAAACUAGCCGAGCAGGCGGAGCGCUAUGAGGAAAUGGUUGAAUUCAUGGAGAAAGUGUCGGCCUCGUUAACAGGGUCCGAGGAACUCACUAUUGAGGAGAGGAAUCUGCUUUCAGUGGCGUACAAGAACGUAAUUGGGGCGCGGAGGGCGUCCUGGCGCAUCAUAUCGUCCAUUGAGCAGAAGGAGGAGUCGAGGGGAAAUGAAGACCAUGUGAGCGCUAUUAAGGAGUACAGAUCAAAGAUUGAAUCGGAACUUUCGAACAUUUGUGGUGGAAUUCUUAAGUUACUUGAUUCCAGGCUGAUUCCUUCGGCUUCUGUUGGGGAUUCCAAAGUUUUCUAUUUGAAAAUGAAAGGGGAUUAUCAUAGGUACUUGGCUGAGUUUUUGACUGGUGCUGAAAGAAAAGAUACUGCGGAGAAUACUCUUUCUGCCUACAAGUCUGCUCAGGACAUUGCUAAUACAGAACUUGCUCCAACCCACCCAAUCCGACUUGGACUGGCUCUGAACUUCUCCGUGUUCUACUACGAAAUUUUGAACUCUCCUGACCGUGCUUGUAAUCUUGCUAAACAGGCCUUUGAUGAAGCAAUUGCUGAGUUGGAUACCCUAGGCGAGGAGUCGUACAAAGACAGCACUUUGAUUAUGCAACUUCUUCGCGAUAACCUGACUCUCUGGACCUCUGACAUGCAGGAUGAUGGAACUGAUGAUAUCAAAGAAGCUCCUAAACGCGAUGAUGAACAACAGGGAGAGUGA
Messenger RNA from Fraxinus pennsylvanica, 792 nucleotides. The record is from the annotation of a GenBank genome assembly. NCBI's taxonomy places the organism in Eukaryota, Viridiplantae, Streptophyta, Magnoliopsida, Lamiales, Oleaceae.